This is a messenger RNA of Striga hermonthica, 777 nucleotides long. The record is from the annotation of a GenBank genome assembly. Lineage: Eukaryota; Viridiplantae; Streptophyta; Magnoliopsida; Lamiales; Orobanchaceae.
AUGCUGGCUGUAUUUCACAAGGCGUUUGCCCACCCGCCGGAGGAGCUCAACAGCCCGGCUUCUCACCGGUGCUCGAAAAAGCCGAAGCUUCCGGCGGAGACCCUCGCCGAGUUUCUGAGCUCCCACCCGGAAAACGCGUCAUCGAUGACGUUUGCAGACGCGGCCGUGCUCGCGUAUGUCCGGCCCGACGGCCGGUCUCUGCUCCACAAGAACCAGAGGUUGUUUUGUGGGUAUGAUGACAUAUACUGUCUUUUCAUGGGGAGCUUGAACAAUCUGUGUGCACAGAUUAAGCAGUAUGGGUUAUCUAGAAAUGCAAACGAGGCCAUGCUGGUAAUUGAGGCUUACCGGACCCUCAGGGACCGGGGCCCCUACCCGGUGGAUCAAGUCAUCAAGGAACUUGAUGGCAGCUUUGCCUUUGUAGUUUACGACAGCAAAGUUGGCACGGUUUUUACUGCUCUGGGUUCUGAUGGUGGGGUGAAGUUGUACUGGGGUAUUGCUGCUGAUGGAUCUGUGGUGAUCUCUGAUGAUUUAGAAGUGAUUAAAGAAGGUUGUGCCAAGUCUUUUGCCCCUUUCCCUGCAGGGUGCAUUUUUCACAGUGAGUCUGGACUCAUGAGCUUUGAGCACCCAAUGAAUAAGCUGAGGCCAAUGCCAAGGGUGGAUAGUGAAGGGGUUAUGUGUGGGGCCAACUUUAAGGUUGACUUGUACUCGAGGGUCAACAGCAUACCACGUGUCGGGAGUGAGGCCAACUGGGUCGACUGGAAUUCGCACGAGCCAUAA